Emiliania huxleyi CCMP1516 is the source of this 1113-nucleotide messenger RNA. RefSeq lists its product as hypothetical. Lineage: Eukaryota; Haptophyta; Isochrysidales; Noelaerhabdaceae. The transcript is spliced from 5 exons. The record is from RefSeq and is a predicted model, not a curated record. The coding region runs from base 1 to 1113 and encodes 370 amino acids.
AUGGCGGCCAUGGAGGUGGACGCGGAGGCUGGCACGCUACAACUGUACCAGCGGGACGUGAACUGCCUCUCCGACGACGACCGUACCACGCGGCGGCGUGCGCUGACGCGGCUGGCGGCGUCCGUCUCCACUUUGGCGUCGGACGAGGCCGCCGGCAUGCAGACCCUCGCCGCCCUCUGGGAGCAAUCGCUGCGCGCGCCGCUGCUCAAGCUGCUCGCCGAUCCGGUGGAGAAGAACCGCGAGCUCGCGCUCGCACUCACUGCCGCGGUCCUCGAGGCGCUGCCGCAGCCGGUCAUCCGCGCCUCGCUCGCCCACGUCGCGCCGGCCGCUGCAGCGCGCCUCUCGAGCUCGGCGGCGGCAGAGCCGACCGAGGAGCUGCGGCUCGAGCUGCUCAGACUGCUGGGCACCCUCGCGCGCCGCGCCGGCACGCCACUUUCCGUCUACCUUCCCGAGAUUGCCGCUGCACUGCGCGCCGGCUUUGCCGACCCGUUUCCCGACGCAAAAAAGGCGGCGAGAUUAGCGGAGAUGAGGCGAUGGCGUCCAGCGGCGUGCUCGCUCUGCGUGCAGCUGAGCGACGUGCUGGCCGAGCACAUCGAGCCGCAUUGCGCGAUGCUCGCACGAGCGCUCCUCCCCGCCCUGGCGCACCAGCACUCGCGAGCGCUUGUGGCUCUGCUGCUGCGGGAGCCGUCGGCGCUCGCAGAGCUUGGCCCUCAGCUCGCCCUCCUCGCCACCGACCGCGCGAGCUCGGUCCGCGAGCAGGCGGUUGGCUCGGUGGCGCGGCUGCUUGCCGAGAUGCCCCACCGAGAGGCCAACACCGCUCGCCUCUUGCCGCACCUGCUCUGCGCCCUCUCGGACGAGGUCGAGUCGAUCCGCUCGCUCGCCCACACCUCGCUGGCCCGCCUCGGCGGCUCCACGGACGCGCGCAUUCGCGCGGCGGACACGCUCGCCGGCACGCUCUGGCUCGUCGGGCCGGCAGCAACCGACCACCUAGGCCCGCUGCUCGCCGCUCUCUCGAAGACGGUGGAGGACUCGGAUGAGGGCGUCGCACGGCAGGCGCGGCCCUCUGCCCUCUGCCGCCCCAAACCUGGUGCGCUCCGGCAGCGGCCAACGUGA